Echinops telfairi (small Madagascar hedgehog) is the source of this 673-nucleotide messenger RNA. RefSeq names its product mitochondrial ribosomal protein S24 (gene MRPS24). The record is from RefSeq and is a predicted model, not a curated record. The transcript has 4 exons. Gene Ontology annotation, biological process: translation. Gene Ontology annotation, cellular component: mitochondrion. Lineage: Eukaryota; Metazoa; Chordata; Mammalia; Afrosoricida; Tenrecidae. The coding region runs from base 34 to 537 and encodes 167 amino acids.
CCGGGCUAGCCGGGGAGCUGUGCGCGGCCAACGAUGGCGGCGCCCGUAUGUAGCCGGGCCUUUGGGCUGCGGGUCCUGGCCGGGAACCCGGAGCUCCUGGGCGCCUGGCGAGCGCUGCACACUUCCUCCGCCUGCGCGAAGAACCGGGCGGCCAGAGUCCGUGUGGGCAAAGGGGACAAGCCAGUGACCUACGAGGAGGCACACGCCCCGCACUACAUCGCCCACCGCAAGGGCUGGCUGUCGCAGCACACAGGUAACCUGGAUGGGGAAGAGCACACUGCGGAGCGAACAGUGGAGGAUGUCUUCCUUCGAAAGUUCAUGCUGGGAACUUUCCCAGGCUGUCUGGCUGACCAGAUUGUCAUAAAGCGCCGGGCUAACCAGGUGGAAAUCUGUGCCCUGGUACUGAGACAACUGCCUGGCCAUAAGUUUUACUUCCUUGUGGGCUACAGUGAAACUCUGCUUUCCCAUUUUUACAAAUGUCCUGUGCGUCUGUACCUCCAAACUGUGCCUUCAAAGGUGGUGUAUAAAUAUAUCUAGGAUGAUCUUCUCUUUCAAGCCGUGGUCUUCAAAGUGCUAACGUGUGGGAAGGACUAAAGUAGAAGAUGCUUCCUAUCACACUAUGGAGGCAUUGCUUCUAGAGUUGCUAUUGAAUAAAUAUCUAUGUUGUCUUGCU